Sander lucioperca (pikeperch) is the source of this 1431-nucleotide messenger RNA. It is a transcript of the gene hey2, whose product is annotated as hes-related family bHLH transcription factor with YRPW motif 2. The transcript has 5 exons. NCBI's taxonomy places the organism in Eukaryota, Metazoa, Chordata, Actinopteri, Perciformes, Percidae. Gene Ontology annotation, molecular function: DNA-binding transcription factor activity, RNA polymerase II-specific; protein dimerization activity; RNA polymerase II cis-regulatory region sequence-specific DNA binding. Gene Ontology annotation, cellular component: nucleus. The record is from RefSeq and is a predicted model, not a curated record. Gene Ontology annotation, biological process: anterior/posterior pattern specification; circulatory system development; regulation of transcription by RNA polymerase II. The coding region runs from base 154 to 1188 and encodes 344 amino acids.
UCUCUAAAAUAUAUCACAGGGGAUCGAGAAAAGGUGUCUCUUUUUCUAUUCAGACGGGAAGAAACUUUUUAUUUUUUAUAUUUUUUUUACUUUAAUAAAACCUCCACACCUCCCCGGGGGAGAGGCAGGCAUUCUCCCCGCCGUCCAUGCACCAUGAAGCGGCCGUGCGAGGACAGCAGCUCGGCAGAAAGUGACGCGGAGGAGACCAUCGAUGUGGGCAGAGAAAGCAUUUCUCCAGGACACAUGAAGACGUCCUUUAUGGGAUGCGGAUCACCGACGACCACCACUCAAGUGAUGGCGAGGAAAAAGCGCAGAGGGAUUAUCGAGAAGAGACGCAGAGACAGAAUCAACAACAGUCUGUCGGAGUUACGGAAGCUCGUUCCCACGGCGUUCGAGAAGCAGGGCUCAGCUAAGCUGGAGAAGGCCGAGAUUCUGCAGAUGACUGUGGACCAUCUGAAGGUGCUGCAGGCCACUGGAGGGAAAGGUUAUUUUGACGCCCACGCUCUGGCGCUGGACUUCCUGUCUCUGGGUUUCCGGGAGUGUGUGACGGAGGUUUCCCGUUACCUGAGCGCCGCGGAGGGCCUGGACUCCAGCGACCCCCUGCGCUCCCGCCUCCUGUCCCACCUCGCCUCCUGCUCCUCGCAGCGCGACACCGCCGCCCUCACCAUCACCUCCCACUCCUCCUACCCCCACCACCACCACCACUACCCCCUCCAGCAGCAGUCUCACCCGUUAACUCACCCCUUCCACCCCCACCACUGGGCCGCAGCUGCUGCUGUCGCCACAGCGGCUGCGUUCCGGCCUCCGGGAUACGGACUGAGCGGGCUGUGCGUUUCUCCGGACACCGCAGGAGGCGGAGCCCCCCAGAGGCUGGCGGAGACAUCCCAGCGCAGCCACGCAGACUCCACCACUUCCUCUUCCUCCUCCUCCUCCUCCUCCGCUCACACCCCUCUCUCCGCCUCCCUCCUCUCCCUCUCGGCGUCGUUUCCCAUCGCCCUCCACGGAGGAUUCCCCAUGCUGCCUCCGGCCUCCUUCCCCUCCUCCGCUACCACCACCACCACCAGUCCUCCCAUCUCUUCUUCCUCUUCCUCUUCCUCCUCCUCCUCCUCUUCCUCCUCCGCCCAGACUCCUCGCAGCAGCAGCAAUAAGCCCUACAGACCGUGGGGAACUGAGGUCGGAGCUUUCUGACCGUUGACUAACCCUCAAACUGUUUUAACAGCCUGAAAAACACUUUUUAUCACCAGCCAACUAAUUACUUAUAACCCUCACUUAAUGCGUCCGGUAUACUCGCCGUACCGGACCUGUCGCACACCAGUGUGUCGUCACGGGAGCGCCGUCACUGUUUAUACUCGCGCGUGGUGGUCGCGACACUAGUUGCAGUCUUCUCCUGAACAGAGGUGGCGCUAAUGAGGAAAGGCUACUGACUUUGCU